GCCGUGCCUGGGCCGGCGGGGGAUGGAGCUGGCGGAGGCGCAGGGCGCGGUGUUGGCGGUGCUGCGGGCCACGCGCGCGGCGGACCUGCCCCGCCUGCUGCACUGGAUGCGGACGAGCAAUGAUUUUGAUGACUUCAUGCUGAGUAAUAAUGAUGUUAUGCUCAGAAGUAUUGCUGAAGAUCUUAGAAAAUGCUUACCCAUUGAAGGAAUGCUGAAUUCGGAACAUCUCGCUAUUCAGAGGUCACUUUUUCAGAUGCAUCAGCAUCCAGAGCCUAUGAUUCAUGUUGAUGCAUUCCUUUAUGAUGACGACUUUGUUGAUUCAUUGUGUGAGGAAGGAAAAAUGAGUAGAAAUUAUUGUGUGGCGUGUGGAUCACAUAAGACUGCACCUUUAGAGUUUAUUUCUCAUUCCUUUUCCCUCAUGGAGCUGAAGUUUCUUUAUCAACAUGUAUUGCCUGACCUGACAGGAAAGGCUCUGGUUGAUGUUGGCUCCAGGCUCGGUGCAGUGCUGUUCGCGGGCUGUCUUUACAGCUCAGCAUUCCAGUUAUAUGGAGUGGAAAUGAAUGCAGACUUUUGCCACUUGCAAGAAAUGAUGAUCACAAAAUACCAGUUCAGUGACAGAGUAAAGGUGAUCCAUGCAGACAUCUGUACUCAGGCUUUACUUCUUCAAAAUGCUGAUGUAGUUGUAAUGAAUAAUGUUUUUGAAUAUUUUCUUGGUAGCCUGGAGCAAGCCAGAGCCUGGGAAUUUAUUAGUCAAAAUGUACGGAAAAAAGGGUUGUUGUUAGUGACAGUCCCAAGCCUUGAAGAAUCUCUCUCAACCCUGCAGAUGGACAUACAGCUCAGUCAGUGGGUAGAAGAGGUGCAGUUGGACUAUGAUGUGUACAUGGACAAGGACAUUGAUAGAGAAGCACUUCAACAAAUUCAUUUAUAUAAGAUUGUCUAAUGUGCCAACCUGUUUACUUGUAACAGUGUAAAUUAGGUAGUUGCUUGGUCAGCACAGAACUCAUUGCUUUCAAUGGAAUUUGUGUGGCAGGAUGAGGAUUGAUCCCUAUAUCCAGGAAAUAUUGCAAAAAAAAUCUUAUAGUUUAUUUUAGAAACUACAUGUUGUUAGGAAUGAAAAAAAUAAUGAAAAUGUGCUUUUGAGGGCAUAUUUUGAGAUGUGUAAAAUUUCUUAAAGAAAUGUUCUCCAUGUCAGAAUACCACAUUGAAUUUUAGCUAACAGGUCUGCCUGUGCCUGUUUUGGACAUAAAUAUUUGGAAGAAUGACUGACUGCAUCCUGACAACCAGGGAAUCCAUCUUGUGCACUGUUCAUUACGGUUAAAGUUAAAUACAAGCAUUUCAAAUGGAAAAUAAUGAACCAGUAUUAAUAGUGAGCCAGUAUUAAUUGUGAAUGUGAAUGUUAUUUAAUACAACUUCAUUUUAAAGCUA
Messenger RNA from Alligator mississippiensis (American alligator), 1425 nucleotides. RefSeq lists its product as uncharacterized. The transcript has 8 exons. Lineage: Eukaryota; Metazoa; Chordata; Crocodylia; Alligatoridae. Gene Ontology annotation, molecular function: S-adenosylmethionine-dependent methyltransferase activity. The coding region runs from base 23 to 940 and encodes 305 amino acids. The record is from RefSeq and is a predicted model, not a curated record.